UUCCCCGCACCUCCAGGAUAACCCACGACAAGCUGGACAAGUCAGGCCCGCGACCUGUGUUGACAGUAAUAUGGGCGUCCGUCGCAACUCUGCCGCGAGCUCCUGGACAAAAACGCCUCGGGAACGCGGGAACCGCCAUCGCGGGCCCGCGGGUCAGCGGUCUGAAAGCCAGCUGGGUCGUUGGAGAGGAGCAAUGAGGAGGGGGAGGAAGGAGGAGGAGGAGGAGGAGGAGGAGGAGGAGAGGAGGAGGAGAGGAAGACCACCACGCCAUGUCACAGGGUGACGAUGACGGUCGGCAUGCCGUUGUCGGUGCCACUGCCCUGGAAGUCCAGGGGCUCUGAGUUGUCACCGCAGCCGCCGCCGCCGCCAGGGGCAGCCGACAGAAGCAAGACCACCUGCUUGAUCGGCGACUUGGUGGUGCCCUGUGUGCCUGUCCGAGAGGUCUCCGAGCUCCGGAACAGGAAGCGGCGGAUGGAGGAGGCCUGCAUGCAUGGCAUCGCGCCUGGUAGGGUAAUCGAUGGAAUUACCUGCACUCGCGCGGGGCACGUGUAAAGGUAACGGCUCGAACCAAAACUGCUACGGCAGAGCCCUGCAGCAAGCCUCUUGGGCCGUCUUGGGGCGAUCUUGGAGGCCUCGCGGGCACCCCUGUAUGCUCCGAAGGCUCCAACGACAUAUCUUCUAAGAGUAUACGUUGUACGCAGCACCCUGCAAAUGCGGAUAAGAGUGAUGGGGGCGGUGGG
Molecule: messenger RNA, 740 nt
Organism: Prorocentrum cordatum
Lineage: Eukaryota; Dinophyceae; Prorocentrales; Prorocentraceae
Source: the annotation of a GenBank genome assembly